UUCUCUGGAUAAACGUAUAAAGCUCUACUUCAACGGAGAAAGGAACGCAAUGUAACGUGACCCGUGUAGUAACAGAGGAAAUUUAUUAGUUUUUUAUUCAAAGAUUUUUAUUCAAGAUUUUGAUUUCUUUUACAAGAUUAUAACCAUCACUAAUGGAUUUAAGGUGUUUGACCAUUACUGUAGCGUUGAGUAUCACAGUGGUAUUCGGGAGUGUUGUAACAAGAGAAGAAGAACUGAAAAGCCUGGUGAACCAUUUAUUGGACUCGUCCGAAUCUUCCCUGAGGGACCAAGGCAAGCGAAGCUGGGAAACCAUCAAUUUCCGCGGGAAAAGGUUCUCGUCAUCAAAGCGAGGCUGGGAGGCCUUACCACUCUAUCGCCGUAGGAAUCCUUAUCUGAAACGUGGAUGGGAGACACACAUUGUAAAAUAUCCCGGUAAAAGACCGAGUUUAUUUCCGUUUGUAGACCGUUCCCCUGACUCUGUUGAGCCGAGCUGUUGCACAGAGGGAUCUUUUGCGUGCUGUCAGCUUUGUAAUACCGGUGUACACAGUCCCGUGCUAGUUUUGAACCCAUCCAGUGCGAUCCGAGAACCGUGCCAGUGUUGUGACGUGUCAGAGGAAUUCUGUUCUCUCUGUUCCGUUAUGUGAUAAUGGACCCUCGGUAUACCACUGUAUCUUUCUUGUAUGUCAUAAAGUUUAAUCAUUGACAAGAAAAAAAGUACACCAACUUUCACCAAGUCUUUAUACAAUGUAUCGUCUCCAGUGGGUAGGACGCCGUGCAUCAUUUUGGCGCUUUGUAGUAUGUCAGAUGGAAUACCAAAAAUUAAUGACUAGCUUGUAUUAAUUGAUCAGGUUUUUAAUAAUUAAAUUUUGAUUGUGGCAGAACAAAAAACUGUCUUUUAGAAAUGUAUACACCUGUAUCUUCAUAUUCGUCAUUAAAUGGACGUAUAAACAUC
This is a messenger RNA of Ostrea edulis (European flat oyster), 952 nucleotides long. RefSeq lists its product as uncharacterized. The transcript has 3 exons. The record is from RefSeq and is a predicted model, not a curated record. The coding region runs from base 153 to 644 and encodes 163 amino acids. Lineage: Eukaryota; Metazoa; Mollusca; Bivalvia; Ostreida; Ostreidae.